Gavialis gangeticus (Gharial) is the source of this 1109-nucleotide messenger RNA. It is a transcript of the gene ITM2A, whose product is annotated as integral membrane protein 2A. The record is from RefSeq and is a predicted model, not a curated record. Lineage: Eukaryota; Metazoa; Chordata; Crocodylia; Gavialidae. Gene Ontology annotation, cellular component: Golgi apparatus; extracellular exosome; plasma membrane. Gene Ontology annotation, biological process: negative regulation of amyloid precursor protein biosynthetic process. Gene Ontology annotation, molecular function: amyloid-beta binding. The transcript is spliced from 6 exons. The coding region runs from base 62 to 817 and encodes 251 amino acids.
CUCCGCCCUCUUCCGCAGCCUCCUCAGCGACUCAGCUGGUGCAGAUAGAGCUCGCGGCGCCAUGGUGAAGAUCGCGUUCCACUCGCCCUUCGCCCGCAAGGAUGAGCCUAAGAAGGAGGCUGCCGAGGCGCUGGUGGCCGAUAAGGAUCCAGAAAUUGCCACACAUGGAAGUGAAAACUCAUCUGGAAGAUGCCUGUUGACACUUCUGGGUCUUGCAUUCAUCUUGGCAGGAGUUGUGGUUGGUGGAGCCUGCAUCUACAAGUACUUCAUGCCUAGGCAUAAGGUGUUCCGUGGAGAAAUGUGCUAUGUUGAAAAUGAAAAUCAGGAUCGUGCUGUUGAACCAUACUUCCUGCCCAUUGCAGAAGAAGCUGAUAUUAGGGAAGAUGACAACAUUGCAAUCAUUGAUGUUCCAGUUCCAAAGUUCUCAGAUAGUGACCCAGCAGCUAUUGUUCAUGACUUUGACAGGCUUCUGACUGCUUAUCUUGACUUGCAACUGGGUAACUGCUAUGUGAUCCCUCUGAACACAUCCGUUGUUAUGCCACCAAGGAAUCUGAUGGACCUGUUUGCAAAACUGGCGACUGGUUCGUACUUGCCCCAGACUUACCUGGUUCGUGAAGAAAUGGUGGUAACAGAAGAGAUAGAUAAUGUAUCUGACUUGGGCAUCUUCAUUUACCAGCUUUGUGUAGGAAAAGAGACCUUCAAACUGCAGCGCAGGGAUCGGAUAAUGGGUUUGCAGAAGCGCUCUGUUGAGAACUGUCAUGCAAUCAGACACUUCGAAAAUUCUUUUGUCGUUGAAACUAAGAUCUGUCAACAGUGAAUGGCACUGAAUAGAAAGUGACUAUUUCACAUCUUCAUUUGGAAGUCUGAGCUACACAACCAGACUUCUCAAUUAAAAUGUGCAGUGAUAAUCAAAAGCCUUAUGCAUUUUCUGUGUAUUGCUUGUGUUUAUAAAACAAAUUCACCGUUUCAGCUUUCUUUGAUCCUUGGUAUAACAGCAUAUAUUUAGUUUUUCAUGUAAAAACAGAAAUUUGAGUAAAUUUAAAAGAAAAAGAUCAUUUCAUUCAUUGGAUGCGUCAGAUUUUAGAAUAAUCUGGAAUGGCAAAAAAAAA